GUCGUUACAGGCACUCGUACGUCUGCAUCGUGCGUCUGUAUGAGAUGCAGCCAGCCUGCGAUGGAUGAAGGCACUGGGCAGACACUACACAUCAUGAGACACCCCUCGCCAACAUUGUCAGACACUCCUCUACGACUACCACUGGCACACGUGGCAUCACCAAGUUGUCUCUGACAGUGUGCGCAGUUCGCCGUCCUCGGCCCACUCACAAUGCACCCACACACACCCCACACGCCCCUUCUGCCUGCCUGCCUCCCUCCCUCUUUGCCUGCCUGCCUGCCACGCUACAAAGGUCUGCAGGUACGUAAGGCCUUCAGAUGACCGAGUCAGUUAUACAAGGCGAGGCCGCCAAAAAAGUGGCGUAUGUGUCUGUGUACAUCGCCAUGUGCUUACAUGUGCACCACUUACAAUACCCGACACGAACGACACUCUGCUGCAUCCAGGGAGAGAUAUAUAGAGACGCAUCGAGUACACGUCACGUGCUGUGUACGAUCCGCUGACACUUGACAGAUCGAGUGUAUGUUUCGCCCCGUAUCACUCACUCCCAGCCCACAAGACGACCCGAUAGCUACAAUACACCUACUACAUUCAAAAACACCCGUCGACUACGACGCUUCUGGCAGAUAGAUCGCCAUCAGUCAUCAGUGUUGGUCGCACCCGAUGAAGGCAGGCCGCUGCACGCAUCGUAGCCGGGCUCGGCUGACGUUGACACGGCCACGCUGUCCUUCUCGUCACUGCUCAGCCGAUGCCAAUCGACACGCAUGAGGCUGUAGGGAGGCGUCAGGGCGACGCCAUCAGGAUCGCUCUGCAGCCGCGAUUGGAUUUAGCCGACGGGCGACGAUGCGCCGCUCAUCGGCACGUCCUCUGCUGCAUCGUCACACGGCGUCUCGACCACAGUGGGCGCGAGGCUCGCGAGGACCUCAGGGAUGGCAUCCUGCAGACAGUGGGACGAACGACACAGGUGGGUAUGAGCGCAGACACAGACGAGCACCAAGCGUCUCUCUCACCCGUCGGCUGCCCGCCUCGAUGAGUGUUCGUUUGGCCUUGCAGAACACCUCAUAGAGCCCACGCCAGCCGCCGUUCAAGUGCUGGUGGUCCGUCGGUGCCUCAGUGUCGGCCUUCUCCAGAUCGCUGUCGUCGGCCGUCCGCCUUAGUGCCUGUUGCUGGUGCAUCUCCUCUCUCGUGACGAGCUCGUCCACCACAUAGGCGAGGUUGGCCUGGAGGUCGUGCAGCGUGAUGCCCGCAGAGACGUCGAAAAGCUCCGGGUGGCCAUCUGGUUCAUCACUGGACGGCUUGCCGGCAUCCACUCGAAUCGAAACUGAACGCAGCACCGCCACGCGAAAGCUCUGUGUGUGAAAGGUGUCUAAGCAGCAACUGACCUUCGCUAGAGCACUGGUUGCGGAAUACAUUGGAGAGGUCGCUCGUCCGCAUGUGCCGCAAUUUCUGCUCAGCCAGCCAAACAAACAAACACACAGUCACGGACAUGAGCAGGUCCUCCCUUGUUGCCUUGCUUACGGUGGCGCUGCCGUCGUCGGGUUUCGGCAGGUGGACGACCACGUGGCCUCCUCGUCGGCUGCGCAUCUCCAGCCGCUUCUGCCUCAGGCUCUGUACCAGGAAUGCAUUGCUCCACAGAAACUCAUGGCUGAACAGACCACCAACAGGAGACAUCGGCGAGCCUCUCAUUAUUUGCAGUGCUACUGGUAUGUGUAUGUGCUUACAGGUCAUUAGGCACGUUUGUGAGUUUGAGUUUCUCUAUGGCGUCCUGCACGGCGGCUGAUGUCAGCUGCAUGGCCACCACCACACGAUGCACCGGCCGGCCGACGUACGGAGAGGCAGCAGCAGCAGGGUGGCCGUCGGCACAGAGGGCCACGUUGGACCAGUCAUAGAAGAUCUUGGGGGAGACGCGUCGUCUGUCCUCCUCUCUGCGGAUGAGCCACGACACUAAGGGGUCCGUCACACAACCGGACAUCAAACGGGCUGAACAAACGAUACACGCAGCCAGGUAGAAUGAACGUGAAGACUGUGUGCUCCUCCGUUGCCCACCGAUGGCCUUUCUGCGGUCAGUGAAUGCCGUGUAUCUGUAACCAAUUUGCAGCAGACCAUACCGACAUAUCUGCGCCCCCAAUGUAACAUAGUGCGCCAGAUUGGCCACGACAACCACUAGCACAAGGCCGAUCGUCAACACUAGAGAGGUCCCCUCGGGCAGCAUGACAACAAACUGCAUGACGAACAGCGACAUGAGCCACACCAGCAGCCCACGCAGCUCAGACCGAUUGAGGAUGUCCAUGUUGCCUCGAUCGAAUGGCCACACGAUGAGCUGCAGCGCCAGACACACACUGGCAACUACAUUCCAGCUGAGCAGCUGUUGGCGGGGCUGCGCCGUCGCUUGUUGUGCGAUAAGGAGCACCAAUACACGCCGCAUCGCAAGGAUGGCGUCCCAAUAGUAGAAGUUUCUACGAUAGCCCGCAUAGAGGAAGCCUACUCGCCGUCGAGUGUGGUGGUCCUGCAGGCCGUCUCUAUGCCGCCAAAGGAACGCCACGCCGCACACCACAGGAGCCAGUGUCCACAGCAAUAGACCAGCCACGGCAGUCCAGAGGAAAGGGGCAUGCUCGGCCGAUCGGCAGAUGACGCGGGAGUCGAGGUCCAUUCGGGGCCGCAUGUCAUCCAUCGGAUCAGUGGGAAGCAGACCGACACUCUGUCCCGAGGCAACAGGAAUGACAUCGUCCACAUAGGGGUAAGGCCGGCAGCGCAGGAGGGCCAGCAUGUUCUUGGUCACUGUGGGAUGGAGAAAGGUGAGGAUGACGACCAUCAUCCCUCCCCGGUUGUCGAGCCACUGCCGCCAUCGGCCGCUCUUAGGCGGCUCCGCUGACGAACGCUGACAGGAGGGAGGCGUCACUGGCUCGGUUCGGGAGUCAUUCUGGAAUGUGACCGAUCGCUGGUGAGGGCCGUGUGCGGCAUCCGUGUCUGCUUUGCCAUUUGUCAU
This is a messenger RNA of Vitrella brassicaformis, 2983 nucleotides long. The record is from the annotation of a GenBank genome assembly. NCBI's taxonomy places the organism in Eukaryota, Vitrellaceae.